Molecule: messenger RNA, 468 nt
Organism: Mesorhabditis spiculigera
Lineage: Eukaryota; Metazoa; Nematoda; Chromadorea; Rhabditida; Rhabditidae
Source: the annotation of a GenBank genome assembly
AUGCUCACGCGCACCACCACGCAUCUGGGCUCCACCGUGCAACGGGUAUUUACUCGUGGUGCCGCCAAGGGGAUCAUCAUCGAAAAUCCGGCGAGCGACAUGCUCCCCUACAAGGGCAUCGAUGCUGCCAAGAAGCCGACCAAGGUAUCCCUCGAUUCGGGCAAGACGUACUCCUGGUGCUCAUGCGGACUCUCCGUGAAGCAGCCAUUCUGUGACGGCUCGCAUAAACCAGAUGGGAUGACGAAUUGCCGGCCGGUGCGCUUCCAGGUGGAGAAGGCCGGACAGUACCAAAUGUGCAUGUGCAAGCAGACCGACCACCGGCCCCUUUGUGACGGACAGCAUACCUGUGUCUCUCCGCUGCCCCGGAACGCCCGCUCUCCCGGCCUUUACAAGGUCGCUUUUGGAGACAGCCCCGUCUACGAGGGAGUCGCCCACAAGCUCGGCUACCGCCCGAAGGAUGGAUUCCAG